This is a messenger RNA of Pollicipes pollicipes, 942 nucleotides long. RefSeq lists its product as uncharacterized. Gene Ontology annotation, cellular component: membrane. The record is from RefSeq and is a predicted model, not a curated record. Bases 1 to 942 code for a protein of 313 amino acids. The transcript has 8 exons. Lineage: Eukaryota; Metazoa; Arthropoda; Thecostraca; Pollicipedomorpha; Pollicipedidae.
AUGGGCAGUCCGCCUCAGGUGCUGCGGCGCCAGCAGCCGGCCAAGGUGAUGGCAGAGCAGGGUGGCGAGGCGGUGCUGGAGGUGGCGCUCUGUAGCGACCCACUGCCCACGCUGGCCAACUGGCACUGGGGCAGCCUGCAGCUGCAGGCUGGCCAGAGCAAGGGGCGCUUCGUCGCCGAGGAGAUCACUCAGGAUACGACAGAAGACUGCUACCGGGCGCGGCUGCGGGUGCUGCAGGUGACGGCCGCCGAUGAGCGCGACUAUUACCUCAAGGUGCAGAACGACCGCGGCUCUGACCAGUACGGCCUGGCGCUGCGGGUCAAAGAAAAGGGAGGUUUCAAGCCAACUGAUCUGGAAAGCGAAAAGAGUGAGGUAGAGAGCCGGACGGAGGGCGCCGCCCGCCAGGGCCUGGGCGCUAUCCCACCGGACGCGCUGUACUCGGGACCGAAGAAGCCGGGCGGUCAUGGCCAGCACGGUGGUCACGGUCUGCGAGAGGCAGCCAAGCACCGUGGUGAAGACGGAGACAGUGGGAAAAGUGAUAGCUCGCGAGGAGGCAUCAUCUACGCCGACCUCCAGCUGCCAAAAACCUCCAACAACGGUUCAAUGAGAAAGUACCGCAACGAACGACACCUACUGCCCAGCGAGCAGAGACAUCUAGCGGGCGCAAGCAGGAACGAGCCGGCGCGGACCGAGUACGCCGAGAUAAAAUUCGUUCCAAAAUUGACGAACUAUGGCAGCCACGCCGACGUCACGCGCGCCUGGGACAUGCUGCAGAGUGGCUUCCGCUGCUGCGGCGUCGUCAGCGGCUUCGACUGGGCACGGAACAACUCGCUGACGACGGUCGUGCCCUGGAGCUGCUGCCGCCGGCUGCCGAACGGCACGAGCGAGGCGUGCGAGGCAGCGCCCACCAACGCCGACUCGUACUACAGUGCAGCCUCCUGA